UCUUAAAAACAAUAAAACAAUAAUCCUACAAUAAUAAAACAAUAAUCCUAACCCUAGGUAUGAUUCAUUAAGUCUGUAUAUGUUACAAAGAAGUAACAGACCUUUCAGAGGCGAGUGUUGAUUUUCUUCAAAUGCCAUCAGCUGCUGUGGUUCGAUUCAAUGUAACGAGUAGUUCAAAAGAAUCGAUUCAUCCAAGUGACUCGUAAUGCCCAUCACUUGAAUUCGGUGAAAGCUGUCUCUGCGCUAAUCCCCACCCGAUGCAGCCACCAGCAGCACUUAUUCACACCCGAUCCUCUGGCAGGAAUACAGAGAAAGAGGAACAUUUAACCUGAACUAGAGGAAAAUGGAGCAUUUUGAGCACUUGGCCAUUCUAAAUAGCGCUACUUCACACCAGGAGGCACAUGUGAGAUCAGGGCUCUGAAUAAAAUGGGAACACGGCAUUUGAUGUUUAAUUCAUUCACACUACAAAAAUGAAGAUUCUGCUCACUUUCUUCCUGCUUCUGUGCUCCGACUUCAUGGAUUCAGUGAUGGGCUAUUUGACAGUCAGUAUCGAGCCUCUCCCGCCUGUGGUCAUGGGAGAUACGGUGACUUUGAAGUGCAAUUUCAGGACUGACGGCAACCUGAGAGAAAUCGUGUGGUUUCGGGUUACAGAAGGUGGUAGCUCUAAGCAGAAAAUCUUUACUUAUGACGCCAUGUACAAUACCAAUUUCUCUCACAUGGAGGACUUUCGCAGAAGAGAAGAUCUUGUUUACCAAUCGACUGUUAGGUUGCCUGAAGUACAGAUGGAAGACAACGGGCCGUACGAAUGCCAUGUGGGAAUCUACGACAGGGCGUCCAGAGAGAAGGUGGUCUUAGCAUCUGGAAGCAUAACACUUGCUGUUAUGUCACCCCCGAAAUCCAUCUCUGUAAUUGCAGCUGACCAACCGGCACGAUUCAAUCGCUACGAGGCUCAAAACUUCACACUCAUAUGCAUUGUGACUGGAGGAAAACCCGCUCCUGUGGUGCACUUUAAGAGAGAUGGCGAGCUGAUCGAGGUGCUUCCCUCGGUUCAGCCAUCAGAGGCAGCUCAGAACAGAGGCUUGCGCUCGGCCAAACGCAGCAGGCCAUUGAUUAGCCGAGAGCUCGAUGACACCAAGCGCCAGAAGUCCCUUUCUCACCUGGAGCCGGACAUCGAGCCAAUGAGGUUGGACCGGGCUCGUCCUCGCCACAGCCUCACUCCAGGAGCUCUGGGGCAGGAGAGUGCCAGUCCCACUACUGAGAUCAUCCCAGAGACGGUGGUGAGCAGGGAGUUUCCACGCUGGGUUCUCAGCUCCAGCCCACUCUACUACUUCAACCACACACAGUCUGAGCUCACUGAUGGCACCAUGCAGGUACAGGCUAUGCUCACCUGGCACCUGAACCCACAGCUCGACAAUGAUGCGCUGUUUAGCUGCGAGGUCAAGCACCCAGCUCUCUCCAUGCCCAUGCAGGCUGAGGUCACACUCUCUGCUCCAAAGGGACCGAAACUCUCCAUGACUCCAAGCAGAGUAAAAGUGGGAGACACUGUGCGCAUCACCGUGGAGGGAUUCCAAGUGGGAACAAAGGGGAAUGAGGUAUUUCCAGAGCCUCUGUUCACAUGGACGCGUGUCGGUGGGCUACUGCUGGACGGCAGUGCUGAGAGAGAAGGCAAGGUUCUGGUUCUUGAGAGAGUACCUGCAGAGCUCAACGGCUCCAUGUACCGAUGCACGGCUGAGAAUCCGCUUGGCUCCACCAACACACACAUGCGCCUCAUAGUGUUUGAGAAUCCAAGAAUAAAGAAGGAGACACUACACUUAAAUGUUGCUGACUCGAGUGGACUUGUAUCUGGACCUGCACUCACCGUACUGCUGCUGUUACUGAUCCUGGAGUUUACCUGAACAAACACUGAUGAUCUUUCCUCUCCCUGACAUCUUCUGUUCACCUGAAAAGACUUAAUACAGACUGUCUGAGCCACGGUUCUGCUCCUAUAUGAAAAACUGUGCAUGUGAGCUACAAUAUAUGAAAGUGCAAAAUACUGUGCCACGCGCCUGCCAUCUAGACCAUUAUCAAAUGGACUUCAGUGUCACCUGCAAGAUCUGACCUGUAGAUGGCAGUAGAGACUUCUAGACAAACAAAUGACAUAUUUGGUCAGUUCUGUUAUGUCUUAGAGAAGAUUGUAUUCUUAUUAAAAAGGGGGGUUUGCUGGUUCAUUUAAUAGUUCAAGUGUGUGAGUAAGGAAGACACUGUGUUGUAGGGUUUUACAGAGAACCUUUACAGGUUUCCCUAUAAAAAAACACAGCUAUAGAUUUUACCUUUCAAGUGUGUAGUAAAUCCACCCUGCUAUUGUCACAUACACUUAAAUUUUUUUUCUAACCUUUUAACUGUAUAUAAAUAAUACAGUUCCUUGGAUCUAAUAAUAAAUUCCACAGACCCCCUUGCACAGAUUUAUUUCAUGAACAUAAUCCAACUAUUCAAAUGUCAGGCUAACUAUAGCUCAUGGAACUUUUUAUUCCUGAACUUUCCACAGAACACAUUAAGCUAAAGUUCACAUUAUUUGUUAUUUAUAGGCGACUUGUUUUUGAGUUACUGAGGUUUGGAUGAAUAUUAAGUGACCAGUCGAACUGGCUAAUAAUUAUAAGAACUCAGUAAUAAAUAUAACUUUGAUAAGAGUGAGUUGUCAUUUCCACUACUACUGUAUAACAGAAUUAAAAAAACAAACACUGCCUAUGCUUUAUGGACCCCACUUUGAGAGCCACUCUUCUACAUAAAAGAUGUUUAAGAGAUAUUUGUGGAACCUGAAGAGCCCUGGGUGGAACAGUGGUGGAGUAAGGUAGCGAUGCUGCCUCACAGCUCCAGGGUCCCCAGUUUAGUCCUGAGCUCGGCUUAGCGUCCGUGUGGAGUUUCUGUGCAUGUUCUCCAUGUGGGUUUCCUCCCGCUUCCCAAAAACAUGCCAGUGCAGCUAUGCUAAAUUACCCCUAGGUGUGAAUGAGUGUGUGACUGUGUGUGUGUGUAUGGGGUCCUAUGAUGAACUAUUGCGACAUCCAGAAUGUGUCCUAGUGUUCCCAG
Molecule: messenger RNA, 3063 nt
Organism: Pangasianodon hypophthalmus (striped catfish)
Lineage: Eukaryota; Metazoa; Chordata; Actinopteri; Siluriformes; Pangasiidae
Gene: igsf21b
Product: immunoglobin superfamily, member 21b
Exons: 10
Coding region: 471-1895 (474 amino acids)
Biological process (GO): heterophilic cell-cell adhesion; homophilic cell-cell adhesion
Cellular component (GO): adherens junction
Source: RefSeq, a predicted model, not a curated record